AUGAGUCUCCUUAAUUCUUCCAUUCCAGUUACAUUCAACCAGCUAUACCUAAAUGGAGGCUAUAGUGCCCCUCAUUCAUCCGAGUCUUUUUCCGUUCUGAACCCAAAGAACAACACACUUGUCGCAGAUCGAAUUCCUGUUGCAGAUGAUACCGAUGUCGACAACGCUGUGAAAUUCGCUGAAGCAGCCUUUGCCGGUCCAUGGUCCAAGUUUAGCGCCACAGAGCGCGCGGCUUGCUUCCACCGACUGGUCGAUCUACUGGAAGAAAGGUUACCUCAUAUUCUGCGCCUUGACUCGUUGACAACGGGGAAUCCAGUCUCACUCAUUCCAACACGAGAGAGGAAUUACAUUAGAAAUUGCCUUCUAUACUACGCGGGCUGGACGGACAAGCAACGUGGGGAUUACUUCCCUGACGAUGACGGGUUCAUAAAGCUUGUCAGACACGAACCCAUCGGUGUCUGCGUUGCCAUCAACCCGUACAACUCGCCCGUAGCAUCUUUUUUCAUCAAAGCCGCACCGUGUCUCGCGACCGGAAAUGUACUCAUUGUGAAGCCAUCGGAGAAGAGUCCGCUGGGGUCCUUGGCAGUUGCAGCGCUAUUUGAAGAAGCGGGAUUUCCACGUGGUGUUGUCCAGGUCUUGACAGGCGAUGGCAGCACAGGCGCACGACUUGCCAGCCAUAUGAGAAUCAGUUUUACUGGAAGCGUUGCUACGGGAAAGAAAAUUCAAGUUGCUGCAGCUCAAAGCAACCUGAAGAGAGUCACAUUGGAACUUGGUGGCAAGAGCCCAGCAGUGAUCUUUGAGGAUGCGGACCUAGAGAACGCAGUUACAUGGACUGUAAACGGCAUUUUGGCACGGACGGGACAAGUUUGUGUCGCGGCAUCUCGGGUCUACGUGCACCGCUCAAUUGCCCCUAAAUUCAUCGAACUUUACUGUACGCGGAUGAAGGAUGCGGUAAAUGAUAUCGGUGAUCCUCAAGAGCUUGAGACCAAGUUUGGACCACUUGCAGAUACUGCAGCCUUUGAAAAUGUCCAGUCAAUGAUUACACGUGCUAAGAAGGAAAGCGAGCAGGUCAUAGGGGGAGAUCGCAUUGGUGAGGAGGGUUGUUUCCUCGAGCCAGCAGUGGUCCUGAACCCUAAUCCCGACGCUGAGAUUUACAAAAAUGAGGUCUUUGGACCGGUCUCAGUUGUAAAGACGUUUGAUACAGAAGAUGAAGUUAUUGCAUUGGCCAAUGAUACCGAGUACGGACUGAUGGCAGGAGUGUUCACGCGGGACAUCAAUCGUGCCAUGAGAGUCUCCGCAAAGAUCGAUUCCGGCGUUGUAGGUGUCAACUGUGUCAGUCUGAUGAACAUCCAAGCACCUUUCGGUGGUAAAAAGGCCUCUGGAAUUGGGAGAGAAUUUGGUGAAUAUGCUUUGCGGGCGUUUACCGAACCAAAGACAAUUUUGAUAAAGUAA
This is a messenger RNA of Penicillium cataractarum, 1452 nucleotides long. RefSeq names its product aldehyde dehydrogenase family protein. The transcript has 8 exons. Gene Ontology annotation, molecular function: aldehyde dehydrogenase (NAD+) activity. The record is from RefSeq and is a predicted model, not a curated record. Bases 1 to 1452 code for a protein of 483 amino acids. NCBI's taxonomy places the organism in Eukaryota, Fungi, Ascomycota, Eurotiomycetes, Eurotiales, Aspergillaceae.